Hyposmocoma kahamanoa is the source of this 1030-nucleotide messenger RNA. RefSeq names its product 3-oxoacyl-[acyl-carrier-protein] reductase FabG-like. Bases 51 to 815 code for a protein of 254 amino acids. The record is from RefSeq and is a predicted model, not a curated record. Gene Ontology annotation, molecular function: oxidoreductase activity. The transcript has a single exon. Lineage: Eukaryota; Metazoa; Arthropoda; Insecta; Lepidoptera; Cosmopterigidae.
UUCACGCCCGACAUCUGGAACCAUAUUUUCAUUUAUAAAGAACAUUAAAAAUGAAUUUCGCGGGUAAAGUUGUGAUAGUAACCGGUGCGAGUUCCGGUAUCGGGGCUGCAACUGCGGUUUUCUUAUCGAGACUCGGGGCGAAGCUGUCCCUCACCGGUAGAAACGUCGAGAACUUACUGAAGGUCAGUCAGAAUUGUGAUAAAGCUGCUGCUACUUUUGUUGUCCCCGCAGAUUUAACCAAAGAAAGUGACAUUGAAAGCAUCGUAAAGCAAACUGUAAAUCACUACGGGCAGCUGGAUGUGCUUGUGAACAAUGCGGGUAUUAUCGAGACCGGCACCAUCGAGAACACGUCUCUAGCGCAAUACGACAAACUUAUGAAUACAAAUGUGCGUUCUAUUUAUUAUCUGACGAUGCUUGCAGUGCCGCACCUGCUCAAGACUAAAGGGAACAUAGUAAACGUGUCCAGCGUGAAUGGAAUACGUUCCUUCCCUGGAGUUCUGGCUUAUAAUGUGUCUAAGGCGGCUGUUGAUCAGUUCACUCGAUGUGUAGCUCUGGAACUAGCACCGAAAGGCGUGAGAGUAAAUUGCGUGAAUCCGGGUGUUAUUCUCACAGAGCUGCAGAAACGCGGUGGUUUGAGUGAUGAGCAAUAUGCUGCGUUCCUGGAGAGGAGUAGGGAGACGCAUGCUUUGGGCAGGCCAGGGAAGCCUGAAGAAGUGGCAGCUGCUAUAGCAUUCCUCGCUAGUGACCUGGCCACCAAUAUCACCGGUGUGAGUCUGCCUGUGGAUGGAGGUCGCCAUGCCAUGUGCCCCCGAUGAAACUUUCACCGCAAUUGCAUUCAGUGCCAAUAUCAACACGAGUGCCUUAUUUUGUUUGUUUCCUAGUUUAUAAGCAUAAUUUGUAGCUUUUGAAGCUUUUAUUUUUCUAAACUGAAUUGGCAUUUAUGUUUUGUUACCUAUACUUAAAUAAGUUUACAUUUUUGAUCCUGUGAAAUUUAUAUUUUAUGAAUUAUAACUACGAAAUACAAAAACCA